Messenger RNA from Leucoraja erinaceus (little skate), 2577 nucleotides. RefSeq names its product zinc finger protein 503 (gene znf503). NCBI's taxonomy places the organism in Eukaryota, Metazoa, Chordata, Chondrichthyes, Rajiformes, Rajidae. The transcript has 3 exons. The record is from RefSeq and is a predicted model, not a curated record. Bases 302 to 1846 code for a protein of 514 amino acids. Gene Ontology annotation, biological process: negative regulation of DNA-templated transcription. Gene Ontology annotation, cellular component: nucleus.
UCAUUGAUCCGGCCGUUCGCUGCCGAGAGAUUGUUUUGUUUUUUGAAAUUAACACCAAAUUCCUUCUGAGUCGGGUUAUACGGAGAAAUACAGCAACAACAGUGAUGUCUUUGUCACAGAGGGAAUAUGUGCAUUUCAGAGUAGAAUCGACCUUAAAAUUGUUUGCGUUCGACUAUUAAUAAUCAGAAUUACAGCGAGUGAUAACAGCAGCCGAGGGAACACUAGUAAACCGUUCUACCACUCCGUACCUCCCUCUGACCCUCUAAGGCAAGCAAAUCGUCUUCCUAUCAAGGUCUUGAAAAUGCUUACGGCUCGCACUGGACACAUUUUGCACCCCGAAUACUUACAGCCGUUACCAUCUACGCCCGUAAGUCCCAUCGAGCUUGAUGCGAAAAAGAGUCCGCUGGCACUUUUGGCUCAGACAUGCUCUCAGAUCGGAAAGCCAGACCCCCCUCCGUCCUCCAAGCUCACGUCUGUGACUUCAAACGGGACGAGUGACAAGGAGUCCGGAAAAUCCGCCCCGUUGAAACUUAGUGAUAUCGGCGCGGAGGACAAGUCGAGUUUUAAGCCGUACUCCAAGCACAACGAGAAGAAGGAGUCCAGUUCGUCGGGAUCGUCGGGCGGGUCUGGAGAGAAGUCUGGUUUCCGUGUGCCGAGCGCCACCUGUCAACCAUUCACACCAAGGACAGGCAGCCCCAACUCAAGUACCUCCUCGCCCAUGCCCUCCGACGGCAAAGGCAGCGACAGUCAGGAGAAGAAAGACAUCGACUCCGUGAAGAACAGCUCCAGCGACAACGGCACAGCCACCAGUGUCGGCCACAACCGGAUUAGCGUCAACUGCGCUGGGAUAAACGUGGAAGUGAAUCCACACCAGGAGACUUCGGUUUCCAAGCCCAUUAUUUCGGAAGCAUCGGCUCUGGGCUCUGGACUUGUUGCCCCUGUUUCGCCCUACAAACCCGGGCAGACAGUCUUCCCGUUGCCCCCGGCAAGCAUGGCCUAUCCAGGAACACUCGGUGCCUACGCCGGCUACCCGCACCAGUUUGUACCGCAUGGAGUCAGCUUGGACCAUGCCAAAUCCAGCCUGGUCGGGGCGGCUCAGCUGGCCAGUUCUCUGGGCUGUGGUCUGUCCGGCAAGCCGGCCGGUUCCAGCCCACUAGCCGGCGCCUCUCCACCCUCCAUGAUGACGGCCAGUCUGUGCAGAGAUCCCUACUGCCUCAGUUACCACUGCGCCGCGCACCUUGCCGGGGCGGCCAGCAACUCUUGCUCCCACGACCCCACCGCUCUCAAGACUGGAUACCCACUGGUUUAUCCCUCUCACCCCCUCCACGCCGUGCACACGACCAUGGCCAGCAACGCUGGCACGCCGACCCUGACGGGCCACCAUUUGUACCCCUAUGGUUUCAUGCUUCAAAACGACCCUCAGCCGCAUAUCUGCAAUUGGGUCUCGGCCAAUGGACCAUGCGACAAGCGAUUUUGCUCCUCAGACGAACUGCUCAACCACUUGCGGACGCACACUGCUUUCUCCGGGACUGACAAACUGAUGGCCGGCUACCCUAGCUCGUCCCUGGGUAGCGCGGCAGCAGCUGCUGCUGCAGCAGCCGUGGCUUGUCACAUGCACCUCCCGCCUACAGGGGCGCCGGGGAGCCCCGGAGGUCUCACGUUAAGGAGCCCCCACGCUUUAGGACUCAGCAGCAGGUAUCAUCCUUAUGCCAAGAGCCCACUGCCGACCCAUGGAGGUCCAGGACCGGUCACCACUCUCCCAGUGCCGGCAACAGGACACUAUUAUUCCCCAUACGCACUCUACGGCCAGAGACUAACAACAGCUUCAGCAUUGGGCUACCAGUGAACACAGACAGACAUUUUAAGAGCUGCAAUGUGCAUUGCAAAGAAGGCUUAUGUGGGUCCAAUUUCAAAACAGUCAGGAAAAAAAGAAAAGUUUUUUUAAAAAAAUACAAAAUGUUGACCUAGUUUUCUUCUGGUUAAAUAAUACAAUCUGAUUUAUUUUUCUUUCGUGAAGUCAGUCAUCUCAAAGGUGAACCGAUUAGUGCAUACGUAGAGAUUUCGCCCUAUGGAAUUGUUUGUUUGAAAAUUAGGAUAUGUAAAUAGUUUUCUUGAAAGUUUUGAAAUACAAUCCAGGUAGUCUCAUACAAAGCAAAUUGCAGUUUAAAGGGUCAUUCUAUGGUGUUCAUUAAUGGACGGGUUCCGCGAACGCUGUAUUUAUUUAUGUUAGCUUCAAGCGGGGGAAAACCAUAACAAAGUGCAUUACUUAACAAAAACAAAAAACGGAUAGGUAACGUGAAACAAUGUAGAAAAAAAAAUAGGGGUUUUCCUAAGUUUCUUUUGAAUUGCUAUGAUUGUAUUGUAUUAUUUAAUGUCUCUUGGGGGAAAAAAAAGAAUUUACAUGCAUGUUUGUUACUAAAUUCCAACUUGUCAUUAUAAUUUCAAAUUACAAUUAUUUUUAAGGUGUACCAUGGAAAGAAAAUUGGUAUUUUUUGUAUGUAUUCUGGAAAUAAGAAGCAGUGCUAUUCAAAAAUAUGACGUCUUAUUUUGUUAUUAAAUGAAUACUUGAUUACAAAU